CUUUUCUAUGAUCUCCCCCUAUGGGUGAGUUUUCUCUGAGAGCAGGCACACACUGAGCUCGUUAAACCAGAGCCGCUAGCAGUGAGUGUGAACUUGAAUGAAAGCUUGAUUUCUUCAUCUUGUCUUUUAAUUAUACGCUAUCGCUGAGAAACAUGUCUAUCCUGAAGAUACAUGCCCGUGAGAUUUUCGAUUCUAGGGGCAACCCCACUGUGGAGGUGGACCUCUACACAGAGAAAGGUCUGUUUCGAGCUGCUGUCCCUAGUGGAGCGUCUACUGGAAUCUAUGAAGCAUUGGAGCUGCGAGACAACGAUAAGUCACGUUACCUGGGCAAAGGUGUAUCAAAGGCUGUCGAGCAUGUGAACCAAACUAUUGCACCUGCCCUGAUCAGCCAGGGAAUUCCUGUAGUUGAGCAAGAAAAGAUUGAUCAGUUCAUGCUGGAACUGGACGGAACUGAUAACAAGUCUAAAUUUGGUGCCAAUGCCAUCCUGGGUGUGUCGCUGGCUGUGUGUAAGGCAGGAGCUGCAGAGAAAGGUGUUCCUCUGUAUCGUCACAUUGCUGACCUUGCUGGAAACCCUGAGGUCAUCUUACCUGUGCCGGCCUUUAAUGUGAUCAAUGGUGGCUCACAUGCUGGCAAUAAGCUGGCCAUGCAGGAAUUCAUGAUUCUGCCAGUCGGGGCCAGUAGCUUUAAAGAAGCCAUGCGCAUUGGUGCAGAGGUGUACCAUAAUCUGAAGAAUGUUAUUAAGGAGAAAUAUGGCAAGGAUGCCACCAAUGUUGGGGAUGAGGGAGGAUUCGCACCAAACAUCCUAGAGAACCAAGAAGCCCUAGAGCUGCUAAAGAGUGCCAUCAGUAAAGCCGGAUACACCGAUGAGAUUGUGAUUGGCAUGGAUGUGGCAGCAUCUGAAUUUUAUCGUGAUGGAAAAUACGACUUGGACUUCAAGUCUCCCGAUGACCCUAAUCGAUACAUAAGCCCCGAUGAGCUCGCUGACCUUUACAAAAGUUUUGUUCAGGAUUAUCCAGUGGUCUCUAUUGAGGACCCCUUUGAUCAAGAUGAUUGGGAUGCCUGGACCAAUUUUACUAAAAGCACGGACAUACAAGUGGUGGGAGAUGAUCUUACUGUCACCAACCCCAAACGCAUUGCUGACGCAGUGGAGAAGGGGGCUUGCAACUGCCUGUUGCUCAAAGUCAACCAGAUUGGAAGUGUUACCGAAUCCCUGCAGGCGUGUAAGAUGGCUCAGUCCAAUGGCUGGGGUGUGAUGGUGAGUCAUCGUUCAGGGGAAACAGAGGACACAUUUAUUGCUGACCUGGUUGUGGGACUUUGCACUGGACAGAUUAAAACAGGAGCCCCGUGCCGUUCAGAGCGUCUGGCCAAAUACAACCAGAUUCUCAGAAUUGAAGAGGAACUGGGGGAUAAAGCUCAGUUUGCUGGGAAGAACUUCAGAAAUCCACUGAACUGAGGCCACAACAGUACAGUUAGAACUAUUUAACCUCUUACAGUAAAUGUACUAAUAGUUCAGUUCGAGAAAGCAGUAUGAAAUUGGGUGGUUACAGGGACCAUAUCUUCAAGGACACAAAAACAAGCAUCAUAAACUUUCGGAUGGUGUCCAUCUGGAUGAUUGUUACAAGUACUUGUGUGAUGAUGAUUGUACUGCAAAAGAAAAGCAAACAAAUUGUAUUUUCCUGUAAAUGCUGCAUAGCAGAUUCCUAAGGUCUGUGCUUGUGAUAGUGGAUAUUGUUGAAAUAAAAACAUUACCUC
Labeo rohita (rohu) is the source of this 1753-nucleotide messenger RNA. RefSeq names its product enolase 1b, (alpha) (gene eno1b). Bases 153 to 1454 code for a protein of 433 amino acids. The transcript is spliced from 12 exons. Gene Ontology annotation, biological process: glycolytic process. Gene Ontology annotation, molecular function: phosphopyruvate hydratase activity; magnesium ion binding. Gene Ontology annotation, cellular component: phosphopyruvate hydratase complex. The record is from RefSeq and is a predicted model, not a curated record. Lineage: Eukaryota; Metazoa; Chordata; Actinopteri; Cypriniformes; Cyprinidae.